AUGGACUCUGUGCUUCAAGCGGGUACUUCCAGCUACUCUGCAAAGGAGAUGGUUCUGGUGUUUGCCAGUGAUAUCAUCACAGCGGGUGGCGCCAUCCUAGCAUGGAUCACCAGCAAGCAUUGCUCAAACCACGUGAACUUGCGCGCGGAUGCUGACCGCUGGACGCGCCAGGAGUAUGGCUGCAAGUCCGAGUACUUCCACUACAGGGCGACCAAUGGAGACUGUGGCUGUGCCACAGAUACCUGCGACGAUCAAACUGACAAUUGGUUCUGGGCCAUCUAUGUGGUAGAGAAAGGUGCAACUGCGACUCCUCUGGUGCCGAUACCAUCUCCUGUCUAUUCAUUGGUGCAAGAUGGCCACCACUGCCGUGAACAGAUUGGGAAUGAGCAGCGCCAUUCGACGACGAAUCCUGCGAUUUCUGACGACGAAGGUGGCGAUUUCGAGGGUUUGACGACAAAUCCUGCGAUUUCUGACGACGAAGGUGGCGAUCUCGAGGGUUUGACGACCAAUCCGGACUGUGGCUGCGCCAGGGACGACUGUAACGAGAAGACGGAACAGUCUAACUGGGCCAUCUACAAGUCCACUGCGCCUCAUCUUUGGAAGAUGGGGGCCCUCUGCGAUGACUAUAUCAACCUGCGAGCUUUUUCGCUCUGGAGCAUGCCGGGCUCCCUCGAGAGCUGUCGUGAUCUGGCCGCAGCGCGCACCGGCAAUGAGUGUUCUGGUACCUAUUUUAUGUAUGCCAGCCAUCUCGGCGACUGCGUUUGCGCCACGAAAGACUGCCAAGUCCAGACUUCCGACGAGAGCUGGGACAUCUACAUCUUGAACGUGAUGCCGACUGCGAGUGCCAGCAGAAGCGUCGAGAAAGAGAGCUUGUUCACAUUGGGCCUCGUGAUUGCUUUCCUCACCCUCUGA
Messenger RNA from Symbiodinium sp. CCMP2592, 912 nucleotides. Lineage: Eukaryota; Dinophyceae; Suessiales; Symbiodiniaceae. The record is from the annotation of a GenBank genome assembly.